This is a messenger RNA of Acanthosepion pharaonis, 966 nucleotides long. The record is from the annotation of a GenBank genome assembly. Lineage: Eukaryota; Metazoa; Mollusca; Cephalopoda; Sepiida; Sepiidae.
AUGCCUUACCUCUGGGCCAUAAAGAACCUUUCGUUUUUAUUUUUCUCUCUCUCUCUUCUCUUUCUGCAUCUUUCUUUCAUUAAUCUAUAUUUAUUUUAUAAUUUAAAUUCAUUUUUUUAUCUCUCUCUCUCUUUCUUCUUACUUUUUGGCCCUCAUCUCUCUCUUUCUGGUCCCUCAUUUCUUCUUUUUUUCUCUCAUUUCAUUUCUCUUCUUUGGACCUCUCUCUCUCUCUCUUUAUAUCUUUCUUUUGAUCUUCUUUCUAUUUCUAGUUGCUUUCUCUCUCUUCUCUUUUUGAUCUCGGUUUCUUCAGUCUGUUUUCCUCUCUAUUUCCUUUCUCUCUUUUUGCAUUUUUUAAAUCUCUCUCUACUCUCUUUAUGGAUUUUCUCGGUCUGUUCCCUUUUUGUUUUUUUUCUCUCUUUCUUUUUGUCCUUCCUGUCUAACUUUUGUCUCUCUAUUUCUCUAAGGAAUAUCUUUUUUCUCUCUCUGUUCUAUCUUUUACAAAUUUCUCUCUCUCUCUCUUUCUGCUCUUUCUCGAUUGAGGCAGACACACAUAUUAACAAAUAUAUCGGAUUCUUUCUGUAUACAAAGAGUUUAUUGUUAUGCGAGAUAAUCUAUCUAUCUAAACUGUUCAUGAUCUAUGAUAAACUAUCAUCGAUCUCCGUGAGUAUCUUUCUUUAUCUGACAAUUCGUUUAACUUCUUGUUAUUUCUUUCUUCUUUAUUUUUAUUGCAGUGAAUUUCUUCCUUUUUUCUUUCUUUCUUUUUUCAUUCUUUCUUUCUUUCUUUCUUUCUCCAUUAUCUGUCUUUAUCUAUCUAUCUAUCUAUCUAUCUCUCUGCCUACUCCUAGACAUUUAUAUUCUUUCUUUCUUUCUUUCUUUCUUUCUUUCUUUCUUUCUUUCUUUCUUUCUUUCUUAUCUAUCUAUCUAUCUAUCAAUCUGCCUACAAUUAAACAUUUUCUAUUCUUUUGA